Closterium sp. NIES-65 is the source of this 1668-nucleotide messenger RNA. NCBI's taxonomy places the organism in Eukaryota, Viridiplantae, Streptophyta, Zygnematophyceae, Desmidiales, Closteriaceae. The record is from the annotation of a GenBank genome assembly.
AUGCGUGGUACAUUCGAGGACUGGUUCAAUGCGCCGUUUGCGGAUAAGUGCGACGUGUCUCUGAACGAGGAGAAACAGCUGCUGGUGAUUCGACGCCUGCACCAGGUCUUGCAUCCCUUUAUCCUGCGUCGAAAGGAGUCUGGGGUCAUCCUGCGUCGAAAGAAGUCAGAGGUUGAGAAAUUCCUCCCUCAGAAGUGCCAACGAGUCAUCCGUCCCUUUAUUCUCCGUCGAAAAAAAUCCGAAGUCGAGAAAUUCCUCCCACAGAAGCGCCAAGUGAUCCUCAAAUGCGACAUGUCCGCAUGGCAGCGCGAGUACUACUCCCAAAUCGUCUCCGCCGGCUGCGUCGGCCUAGACGACAGCGGGGGAGGAGGCAAAUCCAGAGCGCUUCAGAACACAGCCAUGCAGCUGCGCAAGUGCUGCAACCACCCGUACCUCUUUCUACUAGACGCACUCGACCAUCCCUACCAGCCGAAUUCCCCCAACGAGCGCGUUCGGGCAAGUGGAAAGUUUGAGCUGCUGGACCGGAUUCUGCCCAAGUUACAGGCCGGGGGGCACAGGAUUUUAAUGUUCUCUCAGAUGACUAAGGUGAUGGAUUUGUUAGAGGAUUACCUGCGAUCGGUCGGCAUGCUUUAUCUGCGUCUGGACGGCAUGACCAAAACAGACGAACGAGGCCGCCUUUUACAGCUGUACAACGCUCCGGAUUCGCCGUAUUUUAUCUUCCUGCUGAGCACGCGUGCGGGCGGCCUGGGGCUGAACCUGCAAACGGCCGAUACGGUGAUUUUAUUUGAUUCUGAUUGGAAUCCACAGAUGGAUCAGCAGGCAGAGGAUCGGGCGCACAGGAUUGGGCAGAAGCGGGAGGUUCGGGUGUUUGUGCUUGUGAGCGUGGGGUCUAUAGAGGAGGAGAUUUUAGAGAGGGCAAAAAGCAAGAUGGGGAUCGACGCGAAGGUGAUUCAAGCGGGCAUGUUCAAUACCACGUCGACGGCACAGGAGAGGAGAGAGCUAUUGGAGCAGAUUAUGAAGCGAGGGAAGAUUCCCGAUUUGGCUCUUGAUUUGCCGGAUGAGAGUGAGACGAAUCGGUUGAUUUCGAGAUCGGAGGAGGAGUUUGAGAUGUUUGAGCGGAUGGAUGAGAUGCGGAGGCGGCAGUUUGGGGCGGCGCGGCUUGGACUGAUGGAAAAGGACGAGGAGGGGAGGCAGAGAGAGGAGAGGGGAGGAGGGAAGGAGGAUGGGGAGGAGCAGAGAGGGGAAGUGGGGGUGGGCAGGGCUAUGCUGUUUUUUUCUGCUGGGGUGAGUGGUGGUGGUGGUGCUGGUGCUGCUGCUGGUUACAGUGGUGGUAGUGGUGAUGGUGGUGGUGUUGUUGCUGGCGCUGGCUAUAGCGAUGGUGGUGGUAGUGGUGGUGGUGGUGAUGAUGAUGGGGAUGAUAGUGAUGGUACUGGUGCUGGUGGUGACUAUUCCGAUCGUGACUUCAGAGAGGGCAGCGGCGGCCGUUUUGGGCACAGCAGUGGAGGGUUUGGUGCUGCAGGGGCAAGAGGAGGAGGAAGAGGAGUAGGAGGAGGUUACUACAACGAGGGGAGAGGAGGUGACUAUAACGAGGGGGAGGGAGGAUUCAUGGAUGCUCACGAGGGGAAUGAAGAGAGCGAUGAAAUGGAGGGGCUAUGGGAAGAAGAGUAG